GUGACCCGCCAGAGAAAAUGGCGGCGGCGGCGGGGGAUCGCGCCUCAUCGUCGGGAUUGUCCGCGAGCAGCGGCGCGGAGGCGGCCGCCGCCGCCGCCGCCUGCGGGAGCCUGAAGGGCGGCGCGGCCGCGGGGAGCGGCGGGGGGCUGCCGCGGGAGGAGCGGGAGCAGCGCUCCGACUGGAGGCGGAAGCAGCUGCGCAAAGUGCGGAGCGCGGAGCUGGACCGGCUGCCCGAGGCGCCGCUCUUCCUCGCCGCCUCCUCCUCCUCUUCCUCCUCCCCGUCGUCGCCGGAGCGCCCCGCGCCGCCACUCUCCAGCCCCACCGAGCUGCCGGAGCCGCUGCCGGCGGGGAGCGACCCCGCGGAGGAGCGAGGGAUGGAGCCGCCCCCCGCCGCGAGUCGUGACAUGGAGAAUAAAGAAACCCUCAGGGGGUUGCAGAAGAUGGAUGACCGCCCAGAAGAGCGCAUGAUCAGGGAGAAACUCAAGGCAACGUGUAUGCCAGCCUGGAAGCAUGAAUGGUUGGAAAGAAGAAGCAGGAGAGGCCCUGUGGUGGUGAAACCCAUCCCUGGGAAAGGAGAUGGAUUGGAAAUGAACAAACUCUCAAUAGAACCUCAAGCUGAAGGACAAAGCACUGCUUCUUCACCUACGCAGAAAGGAAGACGUAGUCCUUCUCCUAGUAGCUCCUCUUCAUCGUCAUCUAGGACAAUUAAAUCUGAAUCACCAGGUGUUAGAAGAAAAAGAGUAUCUCCAGUGCCUUUUCAGAGUGGACGAAUAACACCACCUCGAAGAGCCCCAUCUCCAGAUGGCUUCUCUCCAUACAGCCCUGAGGAAACAAGUCGUCGUGUCAACAAAGUUAUGCGAGCCAGGCUGUACUUGCUGCAGCAAAUAGGACCCAAUUCUUUUUUAAUUGGAGGAGACAGCCCUGAUAAUAAAUACAGAGUUUUUAUUGGGCCUCAGACUUGUAGCUGUGGCCGUGGCACAUUCUGUAUUCAUCUGCUGUUUGUUAUGCUGCGGGUGUUCCAGCUUGAACCCUCAGACCCAAUGCUCUGGAGAAAGACACUGAAGAACUUUGAGGUUGAGAGUUUGUUCCAGAAAUAUCACAGUAGGCGUAGCUCGCGGAUCAAAGCUCCAUCUCGUAACACCAUCCAGAAGUUUGUCUCACGCAUGUCAAAUUCUCAUACAUUGUCAUCAUCUAGUACUUCUACAUCUAGUUCAGAAAACAGUAUGAAGGAUGAAGAAGAGCAGAUGUGCCCCAUUUGCCUGUUAGGCAUGCUGGAUGAAGAGAGCCUAACUGUGUGUGAAGAUGGCUGCAGGAACAAAUUACAUCAUCACUGCAUGUCAAUAUGGGCAGAAGAAUGCAGAAGAAACAGAGAGCCACUUAUAUGUCCUCUUUGCAGAUCAAAAUGGAGAUCUCAUGAUUUCUACAGUCAUGAGUUGCCAAGCCCUGUGGAUUCUUCUGUUCUCCGUGUGGUUCAGCAACAAACUCAGCAGCAAUCUACAGCUGGAUCACAGAGAAGAACACAAGAUAGCAAUUUUAAUCUUACUCAUUAUGGGGUCCAGCAGAUCCCUUCUGCCUAUAAAGAUUUAGCUGAGCCAUGGAUUCAGGUAUUUGGAAUGGAGCUAGUUGGCUGCUUGUUUUCUCGAAACUGGAAUAUACGAGAGAUGGCACUUAGACGUCUUUCCCAUGAUGUUAGUGGCGCGCUAUUACUGGCUAAUGGUGAAAGCACUGGGAAUUCUGGAACUAGCAAUGGAAACAACACGAGUGCUGUAGCUGUGGGAGCAGCUAGUGGGUCAUCUCAGACCAGUAUCUCAGGAGAUGUGGUGGUGGAAUCCUGCUGCAGUGUGCUGUCUAUGGUCUGUGCUGACCCUGUCUACAAAGUGUAUGUUGCUGCUUUAAAAACUUUAAGAGCCAUGCUGGUAUAUACUCCGUGUCAUACUUCGGCAGAGAGGACUAAACUACAGCGACUACUCAAGCCAGUUGUAGAGACAAUACUAGUCAAAUGUGCAGAUGCCAACAGUCGAACAAGUCAACUUUCAGUCUCAACACUGCUGGAGAUGUGUAAAGGCCAAGCAGGCGAGCUGGCAGUUGGGAGAGAAAUACUUAAAUCUGGGUCCAUUGGUAUCGGUGGUGUUGAUUAUGUCUUAAGUUGUAUUCUUGGAACGCAAAUCGAAUCUAGUAACUGGCAAGCUCUACUCGGGAGACUUUGUCUAAUAGACAGGCUUCUGUUGGAAUUGCCUGGUGAAUUUUUUCCCCACGUUGUCUGUGGAGAUGUUGUGCAGGCUGAUACCGUAAUAGACAGGUAUAAGAAACUUCUCUCCCUCUUAACCUUCACCUUGCAGUCAAUAGACAAUUCCCACUCAAUGGUUGGUAAACUGUCACGGAGAGUAUUUUUGAGUGCAGCAAGAAUGGUGGCAAGGGUUCCCCAUGUUUUUGUAAAGCUUUUAGAAAUGUUGAGUAUGACAAGCUCAACUCAUUAUGCAAGGAUGCGUCGACGCCUCAUGGCAAUAGCUGAUGAAAUGGAAAUUGCAGAAGCCAUCCAACUAGGCAUGGAAGAAGUGCACUCUAGGGAACGUCAACAUGAAGAUUUUUUGCAGCUACCCGUACCAGAUAACUCUCCAGAAGCUACAGAAAGUAAUACUCCUAACAAUACUGUCCAGUUAUCAGGGAAAAGUGGGAAAGGUUCAAGUGAUAAAAAACUAAGUGCCAGUCCAGAGGACAUUUCUGAGACACUGGCUGGCCUUGCUGUGGGACUUCCUCUUUCAUCAGUAACGACUGAACAACCAAAGCCAGCCAUUCAAACAAAAAGCAAGCCCCACAGUCAGUGUUUGAACUCUUCUCCCUCAUCCAGUCAUUCCCAGUCACUAUUCCCAACGCUUCUGUCUCCUUCAAAUCCAUCUGUACCAGCAGGCACUGUAACAGAUGUCUCUAAACUCAGACCUCAGGGAUUCGUUCCCUGCAAAAUCCCCUCCCCUUCUCCUCAAACACAGCGGAAACUUUCUCUCCAGUUUCAGAGAAACUGUUCUGAAAAUAAAGAACCAGAGAAACUUUCUCCAGUCUUUACCCAAGCCAGACCAUUGCCAUCCAGUCAUAUACACAGGCCAAAGCCAUCACGACCCACGCCAAGUGAUGUGAACAAGCAGGGAGAAACCUUAAAAAACAGUAUGACGCUUGACCUGAAUGACGUUUCACAGUGUGAUGGCAAUAGUAGUAGUAGUAGUAGUAGCAGUGCAGCUAUACCAAGUGAAGAGACAGUGUUCACACCAGUAGAUGAAAAAUGUCGGUUGGAUGUUAAUGCAGAGCUCAACUCCAGUAUUGAGGACCUGCUAGAGGCCUCCAUGCCAAUGAGUGAUGGCACAGUUACAUUCAAGUCUGAAGUUGCAGUUCUUUCUCCUGAGCGGGCAGAAAAUGAUGAUACUUAUAAAGAUGAUGUGAAUCAUAAUCAAAAAUGUAAGGAAAAGAUGGAAGCUGAAGAGGAGGAAGCUUUGGCUAUUGCUAUGGCAAUGUCAGCGUCUCAAGAUGCCCUGCCAAUAAUUCCCCAACUACAGGUUGAAAAUGGUGAAGAUAUCAUAAUCAUUCAGCAGGAUACACCAGAAACCCUGCCUGGACAUACCAAAGCAAAACACCAUUACAGAGAAGAUGCAGAAUGGCUUAAAGGUCAGCAGAUUGGUCUUGGAGCUUUCUCUUCCUGUUACCAAGCUCAAGAUGUAGGAACAGGAACAUUAAUGGCUGUAAAACAGGUGACAUAUGUCAGGAACACAUCAUCUGAGCAAGAAGAGGUAGUUGAAGCACUGAGAGAAGAAAUAAGGAUGAUGAGCCAUCUGAACCAUCCUAACAUUAUUCGAAUGUUGGGUGCCACGUGUGAGAAGAGCAACUAUAACCUCUUUAUUGAAUGGAUGGCAGGGGGUUCAGUUGCUCAUUUGUUAAGUAAAUAUGGAGCCUUCAAAGAAUCUGUUAUUAUUAAUUACACAGAACAACUGUUACGUGGCCUUUCUUACCUCCAUGAGAAUCAGAUAAUCCAUAGAGAUGUUAAAGGUGCCAAUUUGCUAAUUGACAGCACAGGUCAUAGAUUAAGAAUUGCUGAUUUUGGAGCUGCAGCCAGGUUGGCAUCAAAAGGAACUGGUGCUGGGGAGUUUCAGGGACAGUUGUUGGGAACUAUUGCAUUUAUGGCACCGGAGGUUUUGAGAGGUCAGCAAUACGGUAGGAGCUGUGAUGUGUGGAGCGUUGGCUGUGUUGUUAUAGAAAUGGCUUGUGCUAAACCUCCCUGGAAUGCAGAGAAACACUCCAAUCACCUUGCUCUGAUAUUUAAGAUUGCUAGUGCAACCACUGCUCCAGCAAUCCCUACGCAUCUGUCUCCUGGCUUGAAAGAUGUGACUCUUCGAUGUUUAGAACUUCAGCCUCAGGACAGACCCCCAUCAAGGGAGCUGCUGAAACACCCAGUCUUCCGUACCACAUGGUAGCCUCUUAAGCGUAAGGCUGAUAUACUGAAGAAGAUGCUACUGAAUAUACAAUAACCGUCUUGCAGUGCGGUUAAGCACAGCAAAUUCUUAUUCUUCUGGCCGUAAUGAUAAAUACAUCAAGGACAUAAGGCCAGUGGAGGACCCUACCUAAGUAUGUGAUCGACAAAUCGAGGUCUUUACCCAAGUUCAAUAUGCAACAUUUCAUAACUCGUGCAGAGAUUUGUAAACUGUGCCUUUCCAAACAUCUGGCUCUAUGCGAACACAAAAACGUUUUUUGUUAAAUCUGCAUGAUUAUUUAGCAGAUAAGUGAUUUUUAUUUUAUUUGGAGCACUUUUUCAGCAAUAUUAGUGGCUGGGGGGCUCAGGAUAUCUUUUAAUAUAGUAAUCACUGUUCUAUUUCAUAUCAUGUAGGUGUAAGCAAAGGGUUCCACAGUUAGUUUUCAGCACUGGGUAAAAAGAAGUUCUGUAUCUGUCCCUUUGUAUAAUGAAAAGUUCUCUGAGUAACAAAUCUGAACAGUGAUGAAUACUUUGAAAAAGCAUUUGCCUUCCUUUGAGAGCAGGCACUUGUGGCUCACUGUGCAUUUACUGCUGGCCAUGUAAUUUCUUUUGAAAUUAAAGUUUGUUUUCAUUGUAUUUUUAACUUUGAGAAAAAGGGGAUCUUUUUAAAUAGUCUUUAGAAAAAGAUAGAAACUGUGUCGUGGAAAAUCCUGCUGACACAAGAGUUGUUUUAAAACCAGGUGUGCUGUAAAUCUGAAAUAAAAUCAAAUGCCACUGUCAACAAGACAGUGUUGAAGGCUCUGGUAGUAUAGGUUAUCUGAAAAAAAAAAACCACAACAAGAUUGUUCUGCAUAAAACAACUUAGUCUGAAUCAUGCUAAAUGUUGUUGAGCCUUCUUUUCUUAUAGCAGUUUCUUCUGCAAUCAUGUAGAGAAGUUUUAUGUCAAAGGCUCCAAAUCCAGCUCCCAUUAAAGCUUAUGGGAGAAUUUAUCCUGUACUUUAGUGGGAGCAGGUGCCAUCUAUGAGCAAAUCUCAUUCUUUGUGUAACAAAACUGAGGUUACAUUCUCUACUGAUAACAAGUUUUACCUGCUGUUUUCCUUCUGCCGUACAUCAUCUAUUUACUGUAGCCAUUAGUGAUAAUUAAAUUUGAAGAUGUUAAAAAUAUUACCAUAAAAAAAGGUAUUUAUUUUAAUAUGAAACAAACUUGGACUUGAAAAGCAAGAUAGAGUAAAAAUGUGAAGUAAAGCUUCACUGGUAGUGCAAAACUUCCUUUUUUUUUUUAGCAGGUGUGUUUUUUUUAAACAAGUUUUUAAAAUUAUUUUAAAGGCAGGUUUUUAGAUUCUGAUGCAUGUAAUUCUGAAGGAAAAUGGCAGCUUUUCUUUUGCUUUUUUCAAGAAUGGGGAUAUUUUUUAAAUCAAAUACUGAUUGUGCUUAAUCUGUUUGGAAUAGAAAAUACUGUUCAUGUUUUAACUCUUCAGAAGCCAGUUGGAUUGUUGGACUGAAAUAGAAUUGGUUAUUUUCAAAGACUCAGGAGAAACUAAAUAAGCUAUAGUACAUUAAAAAUGUACAAUAUAAAUUGGAAGUAAAACAUCUUAAAGACAAGUUUACAGGAAUUAUAGUGCUCAUGCUAGUAAAAAAAGCAGUGUCACUAGUUGUGAAUGUGUUUCUUUUGGAAAUUUUACAUUCCUUUGUUUUGGAAGAUCAGCAGAUUUUGAAGAGUUAAAAAGAUUAUACCGAAAUGUGAAGUUUGGUAGCUCUAACUGUUUUGUACUUGACUCUUUUUUGACCACUUUAGAAUUUCUCAUUCUAAUAAGAUUCUUUCCAUGUCUGUCUUAUGUGCAAGCUUUAAAGGGUGCACUCUUGCCAAUUCCUGUACUGGAAGAUCAGUUGUCAGAUUAAUACUAUUUCUGGCAGAAAUCUAAACUGUAUAAACUGAUGAACCUCAGCUAAUCAGUAUUACUCUGUAGAUCACCAUGCCUACCACAUUUCAAACUCAAACUGCCUCUAGGUGUCCAAAUGCAUUUGUUUGAGUUUGUUUGCAUUUCCCUCAGCUUGCUGGUAAUUGUGGUGUUUUUAAAAUGCAGAUGUGAUGUAAUAUUCUUAUUUUCUUUGGAUCAAAGCUGGACUGAAAAUUGUAUUGUGUAAUUAUUUUUUUGUGUUCUUAAUGUUAUUUGGUACUUAAGUUGUAAAUAACUUCUACUGCUGUUUAUUCCAGUUUCUACUACCUCAGGUGUCCUAUAGAGUUUCUUCUACCAAAGUUCACUUUCACAAUGAAAUUAUUUGCUUUGUGACUGAUUCCUAAGACUUCCAGGGCUUAAGGGCUAACUUCUAUUUAGCACCUUACUGUGCAAGCAAAUUUUACAGAAAUCUCUGGGUUAAGAAAUUUGGCUUCAUUGUAUCCUUUGUUAUUUUAAAUAUAUCAAGAUAUUUUAAUUAAAAGUUUUUACCCCAUUGAACCAAUUUUAUAUAGUAUAAUUUGUACCUAUUUUGGUGGUUUUUGUCUUUAUAGUAAAUAAAAGGUUUUGAAAAAAAACUGUCCUUUGCUUUUGGUAAUGUAAACAUGUCCAGUUUACUGAUGUGAACAAAAUAUUUCUAGUACACUUUACUGUUAGUACACAAUUUCAUAUGUAACACUCAAUAUAUCAAGAGGUAGUUUCCAUUAUUAAAUGACACGUGAAUGAGUAUUGGCUGAUACAUGUGUAUCUUAGCUUAUCAAUUAAGAAAGCUUAGAUAAAGUGCAGCAACAAACAUUUAAAUUGGUAAUAAAGAUAAGAAAUUCCCUUAACAACAUUGUCUAUGGACGUCACUUUGCUUAUGCCCUUAGAUCUGAAUGUUGUGUUCUGCAAAUACACUAUCAAUAACCGAGUCAGGUGAAUCAAUUGGUUUGGAAGGUUCUGGCGCCGUAGAGGUGUACUUCAGAAGUUAAUCUGCUAUUUUAUGUUUUCAGUGAAAUUAUUCAGUUGCUGGUGAUUAAAGGAGCAAACAUAAGACUUCCUUAUAAGGCACUCUGAACAUAUACAAUAAAGCUAGGGCUUGGUUUAGUCAAUUAUCUUUCUCCUGCUCUUUUUGAUAUUUUUUCAAAUUAAUUUUUCAGUAUUGAAAAUAAACUAUUCUGUAGCCUAAAUUCUACAUUUUGAGGGAAGACUGUUGUCUCCCAUUAUCUGACUUCGUGCAAAUAGAGAUGAACACAACAGUUCACCAGGAAAAAAAAAAAGGCAACAGGAAUCUUCAGAUAAAUUCUAAUACCUGAUUUUUAAAAUGAUUAAAAUUUACUCACUGGCAAGAAGGAAAAUAUGACAACUGUUACAUAAAAAGGAAAUCGAGUGUAACGUGUUUUCCUUUUUUUGGUUUACUAUAGAAAUCCUGAAUCUUAUAUCACUGUGUGGUCAUUACAAUGUUGCAGUCCCCUUUUCAGGAGCAUAGGGUGGCAGAGAUGACCUGUCCCCAGCAAGCUGGCAGUAAAUGGCAGGUGUCUACUUGUGGAACCAGAGGUCUUCAUUUGCUAAGGGCACGUUCAGUUCUUCCACAGGCAAAUAGUAAGCUAUGCUCAUUUUGAUUUCUGUGGUGAGAAUAACAUUAUGUUCAGUGUUAAUAGAAUCAUAAAAUGGUUUAUGUUGGAAGGAACCAUAAGGAUUAUCCAGUUCCAACACACCUGCCGUGGGCAGGGACACCUUCAUGAGAGCAGGUUGUUCUGCGUGAUGGCUGUAGGCUGAAGUUCAACAGUGUUUCAUCUUUGCAAGUUCUUAUUAAAGGCAACAAUUGCUUCCAGAACACCUUGGGCCUUCAGGAGGGUCAGCUAUUUCCUCUCCAUCAUCUGAACAGGCAGUUUGUAUGCGUGGCUGUUCUGACCAGUCUUUGCCUACCUCCCAAGACACUAUCUCCCUUACUAACUUUUCUCUUGCGGCUUAGUUUUCUGUGCUGAGCUGAAUCACGAAUGUGACAGUCUUACUUUAAGAGCUGUAAUAUGUAUAUGCGAUGACAAAGAAGCCUGUUAUUUUCUCGUGGCACACAGCUGCUGAAAUCCGGAAUUUUAAGUUGAUGAGACCUUUCGUCAUUACCAAGAAAGCCCAGAAGAUGGCAGGGAAAGCGGUUUGGGACAGCGAAGGGCUGAGGCUUUCUCUGAGGAACUGUACCGUUUCCUUUUGUCUCCCUCAAGUAUUUCAGUUUACAAUAUAUAUUCACUCAGUUCCUGUUCUCGGAAAAGAUGUGUGAAGCCAGCUAUAGGAUUAAAGUGAGUAGGGAGUAAAUCAAGGAGCAAUUUGUAAAUGUUGCAACGCUCUGACAUGGGAAGUUAAUUCUACUGGUUUCAUUGCUUUGAUGGGGCCAGCUCACAAAAUCCCACGGUCUUGGCUGAAAGGUCCAGACACAGAAGCAUAAGCCUUGACAGUGGUUUGGGGUUUUGAUUUCUCUGUUCAUCCCAAACCUAAUUCUCAAACACUAGUUCAGUAUGAUUUUUUAAAAAAAAAAAAAUAGUUCCCUAAGUAAGUAAGAUAUCUGGUGUUGGGGUUGGUCUUAAUUUCCCAUUAACUUUUGACUUCGUUGGCAGAUUUUAACUAAAAAGACACAUAAGGAGCAGAAUAGAAGUUCUAAGGAGCAAAAAUAGAAGUUUUAUCAAAGUAGGUACCCAAGCAGAGCAGGGAAAAUGGGGGCCAAGAAGACAACAUGACCCUGAUCUCGGUAUCUCUUAAUGAUUUGUAAAGAAUUAUUAGGAGGCCUUUGUUAAUUUUUGAAGAUCAAUUGUUGAGCAAUUGUUUUCUUCGUUAGAUUUUUUGUUUGUAUAGGCAAUUGAUGGUAGAAUGUGGCACUGAAAGAGCCACCCCACAUGAUUUUGAGCUGAAAAUCCCUGUGCUUUGUAAUCAUAAAAUCAUAGAAUGGUUUGAGUGUGCACUCAAUCCCACUGUCUGUGUCUGUGAUAAAGAUGAUAAACCACAUCGGUCCCAAUACCCUGCAUCACCAGUCUCACCUGGACACUGAGCUGUUGGCCACAACUCUUUGAGUGUGACCAUCCAGCCAAUCUCUUCUGUCUGGCUUGUCAGUCAGUGCUGCAGAUGGCUUCACAUCAGCGAGCAGCCCACUCCUUUCAGGCUGCAGUCAUUUAGGAUGUUACAAAGCACAACAUGUCUCCUUGUCUUCAGGACCAAAUACUAGUAUUAUAGUUUGAGCUAAAGUUGAUUCAGUUUUCUAAUUUCAGCUAAGUUUCAUCUCAGUAACUUCUCUUUCUGAAAGCUUCGUGUUUUUCAGGCAGUUUUUCUCUCUAGGUGUGAUAACUCAGGGCACUGGUAUGCAGAAAGGCCAUUGCUUAUAAUUAUUCCUAAAGUAACGAAGGCCAUCCUUGAGAUGGGGGAGUGCUGUAAGUCAAAGAGGCGAAAAAGGCCACAUGUGCAGGGAGAGGCAGAUAGGACAGGUGAUCUCAAACUGACCAACAGAGCAUUGCAUCCCAUAUACAUCAUACUCAGUAUAAAACUAAAAGAUCACAAGUGUUUUUCACCUCUUCAUUGGUGGCUGAUGUCCAGUGAGGACCUUGUCUGUCUGUCUGCUCCUGAUCCUGGAUUUGUGCAUUCCUGAAUCCAGUUUCUAAGCCGUGCUCUC
Molecule: messenger RNA, 10042 nt
Organism: Cuculus canorus (common cuckoo)
Lineage: Eukaryota; Metazoa; Chordata; Aves; Cuculiformes; Cuculidae
Gene: MAP3K1
Product: mitogen-activated protein kinase kinase kinase 1
Exons: 20
Coding region: 18-4457 (1479 amino acids)
Biological process (GO): protein phosphorylation
Molecular function (GO): zinc ion binding; protein kinase activity; ATP binding
Source: RefSeq, a predicted model, not a curated record